Messenger RNA from Alternaria alternata, 872 nucleotides. RefSeq lists its product as hypothetical. Lineage: Eukaryota; Fungi; Ascomycota; Dothideomycetes; Pleosporales; Pleosporaceae. The transcript has a single exon. The record is from RefSeq and is a predicted model, not a curated record. The coding region runs from base 50 to 658 and encodes 202 amino acids.
CGGCCUUUAGUUGCUUGUUUGUAUUCUGUCCACUUCAGUUGUCUCAGGAAUGUCCGCUGCGUACCCAAGGUCAGAGGCUGAGAGUCCUGCGGCAAAAGACGUAGAAAAAACCCUACAGAAGGCUGAAGCUGACAUCGGGAUCGGAAACCACGUAAAUGGGUUUUGGUUAGCACAAGAAGCUAUAGCACUUGCUGAAGGCUGCAUUGAGUGGGAUAUUGGCGAUGUUGUUUCAACACAGCAGUUGGUCGUCGCAAUGCUAAGAAGGUACAACCUGUUCAAGGAGGCUGAACAGAUAGAGGCAGAAAUGGAGUUGACUCUCGAAGAACUUAGCGAUGAAGAGACGAGAAAAAUGAUACAAGACGAAAUGAACGUACACAAGAGGCAAACACCAAACGGCCUGGAGGCGCUUGAUCAACCGAUUCGUUCAGGUCACUCGCAACGACACUCACCCCCACAACCAUCGUCAAAUACUGAAAACCCUAGCCAUACGUCAAGUACAAAGAAAGUUAUUACUGGCGUCGAGUAUGGCUUGGUGUCACGGACGUGCCCUGAUCAGCCGGUUCGAAGCAUGGAUGAUGCGGAAGAAUCUAGCCUGGGAGAUCAUUCGAUCAAAAAACCUCAUGCGCCGACCCCAAACGAUCAAUCUGGCACUCGUUAAUGGACUUCGAGUGUCCAAUCCCUUUCGGUCCUGGACUCAUCGUUAACGGACUGCUCAGAAAAUUUGCGACAGAGGACACUAUUGGGGGCUAUAUUCUACUCAAUAGCACAGCUCGUAGCGAUGAGCAAGCAUCAUUAUUGGCUACAACGUCAAUCUGCGGCAACAGGAGCAGUAAUGAAGGGUAUCACAUGUCAUUUGCAAUCUAACAUCCUCA